This is a messenger RNA of Epinephelus fuscoguttatus (brown-marbled grouper), 8252 nucleotides long. It is a transcript of the gene camk2b1, whose product is annotated as calcium/calmodulin-dependent protein kinase (CaM kinase) II beta 1. Gene Ontology annotation, biological process: protein phosphorylation. The coding region runs from base 251 to 2212 and encodes 653 amino acids. Gene Ontology annotation, molecular function: calmodulin binding; calcium/calmodulin-dependent protein kinase activity; ATP binding. NCBI's taxonomy places the organism in Eukaryota, Metazoa, Chordata, Actinopteri, Perciformes, Serranidae. Gene Ontology annotation, cellular component: neuron projection; cytoplasm. The record is from RefSeq and is a predicted model, not a curated record. The transcript has 23 exons.
UUUGAGCGCGGUAGCUGUCAGAUAGUGGAGACAGACGGAGAGAGGACACCCACCCUGGUCGCCUCGUCUUACUAUAUCAAACCCUCCUUCACUCGGCGCCUCCAGAAAGGCAUUUCACCGCUCCAACGGCCGUGCAGCUGCUGGGCGGACCCGCAUUUUAAUACGCAAAUUUAGCGCAAAAUUACCGCGUUAAUUUUUUUUUUCCUCCGGAGCUGAUAAAGUGUAAAGAAGCUAGAGACAGGGGAGAGACAUGGCCACGACAACCUGUACGCGAUUCACAGACGAAUAUCAGCUAUACGAGGAGCUGGGAAAGGGAGCCUUUUCAGUGGUGCGCAGAUGUGUGAAGCUGUGUACAGGACAGGAGUAUGCCGCCAAAAUAAUCAACACCAAAAAGUUAUCUGCAAGAGAUCACCAGAAGCUGGAAAGAGAGGCUCGGAUCUGUCGCCUGUUGAAACACCCCAACAUCGUUCGUCUUCAUGACAGUAUAUCAGAGGAGGGUUUCCACUACCUCCUGUUUGACUUGGUGACCGGAGGUGAACUGUUUGAGGACAUCGUAGCCAGAGAGUAUUACAGCGAGGCCGACGCCAGUCAUUGCAUCCAGCAGAUCCUGGAGGCGGUGCUUCACUGCCAUCAAAUGGGCGUGGUGCACCGGGACCUGAAGCCAGAGAACCUGCUCCUAGCAAGCAAAUGUAAGAAUGCCGCAGUGAAGCUGGCCGACUUUGGCCUGGCCAUCGAGGUGCAGGGGGAUCAGCAGGCCUGGUUUGGAUUUGCUGGCACACCGGGGUACCUGUCCCCUGAGGUAUUGAGGAAGGAGGCAUAUGGUAAACCUGUGGACAUCUGGGCCUGCGGGGUGAUCCUCUACAUCCUGCUGGUGGGUUACCCUCCUUUCUGGGACGAGGACCAGCACAAGCUGUACCAGCAGAUCAAGGCUGGGGCUUACGACUUUCCUUCCCCAGAGUGGGACACAGUCACCCCAGAGGCCAAAAACCUGAUCAACCAGAUGCUGACCAUCAACCCAGCCAAGAGGAUCACUGCUCAGGAGGCCCUCAAGCACCCAUGGGUCUGCCAACGGUCCACAGUGGCGUCUAUGAUGCACAGACAGGAGACCGUGGAGUGCCUGAAGAAAUUCAAUGCCAGGAGGAAACUUAAGGGGGCCAUUCUUACUACCAUGCUGGUUUCUCGAAAUUUCUCUGUGGGCAGCAGGCAGACCACCGCUCCAGCCUCUGUCACUGCGGCCGCGGCAGCAGUGGCUGCAGCCGCCGGCACCACCGCAGGGCUGGUGGAACAAGCUAAGACCUUGCUCAACAAAAAGGCAGAUGUCAAGCCCCAGACAAACAGCACCAAAAACAGCAUAGUCACCAGCCCCAAAGGAAACAUCCCUUCACCUGCUCUGGAACCUCAGACAACUGUCAUCCAUAAUCCAGUGGACGGGACGAAGGAAUCAUCAGACAGCAGCAACACCACCGUGGAGGAUGAAGACGUGAAAGCUGCCGCAAAGUUUGCUGACCUGCUGGGCUCAGUGCGUAGGGGCUCAGGGCCCACAUCCGACGGGGAAGGGAGAUCCAUCACUCCACCUCCCACUGCCUUCUCCGCUCCCUCCCCUCCACACACCCCUGUUGUCCCCAUGCAGAUGUCUCGGCUCACAGACCUGGUAAGCAGCGUGCGCAGGGUGCCGGCGGCCCCUGCACCCGAGAGUGACGCUGCACCGGCGCCGGUACCCAGCGCCAGGCCCACCCCUGCACCUGCACACACCACCUCCUCACCUCCCCCUCACUCCCCCUCCAGCCCUUCCCUGUCCUCCUCUCAGACACGCAAACAGGAAAUUAUCAAGAUCACUGAACAGCUGAUAGAAGCAAUCAACAAUGGAGACUUUGAGGCAUACGCUAAGAUCUGCGACCCUGGACUGACCUCGUUUGAGCCAGAGGCGCUGGGCAACCUGGUAGAGGGGAUGGACUUCCACAGAUUCUACUUUGAGAACCUUUUGGCUAAGAACAGCAAGCCCAUCCACACCACCAUCCUGAACCCCCACGUCCACCUGAUCGGCGAGGACGCGGCCUGCAUUGCUUACAUCCGCCUGACUCAGUUUGUCGACAACCAGGGUCGGCCGCGGUCCAGCCAGUCGGAGGAAACUCGUGUCUGGCAUCGCAGAGACAGCAAGUGGCAGAACAUCCACUUCCACUGCUCAGGCGCACCAGCUGCGCCACUCCAGUGAGGGUUGAAUGCCAUAGCUUUGUCUGUCAGGAGUGCUCUGCUGGAGAGAGAGAGGAAGAGGAGGAGGAGGAAGGGAUGAAAGAACAAGUCCAGUGUCGGUUUAGGGACAGGCCCCUCAACAACAAACCCUCCCGCACUGGACGCCCGGCCUCAUCCCCCAGCAUGCAUCUCUUCUUUUACUACUACCGCCCCCCCUGUCUAUCGCCUGCCCUACAACAUCUUCUGACAACCAUCAACCAAACAGCUCGACAGCCUUCACCCCCUCCGGCUUCCUCUUCUUCCCUCCGGCACGCUGGGUGAUUGGCGGGGGGUGGGGGUGUUUUCAACACUCAGUGUGAUUCCUUCUUCCUGUGGUUCCCUCCCUCCCCUCGUCCCCACAAAUUUUGUGACACCUACCCUCUUGUCCUCCUGUGAAUCCACACUUGUGUGACAUAAACACUGCACUGGAAAUACAGUAUGUAAAGUUUUAAGUAAAAUCUAUUAUUAUCAUUACUAUAUUAUUAUUAUUAUGAUGAUUAUUAUUACACAUUUGCAAAUGUAUAUGUAAUUUGUAUAAUUCAAAAUUCUUGAUGCCAGUGGUUUCUAGAGUUGAAGGAAAUCUUUUUUUGUUUUUCUCUUUAUCUUUUUAAGGAAGCAUGUUUUUUUCCCAUAUUAACAGUGGCUGUUUUUUAUUGUGGCUAUUAAGUGGAAAAUGAUAUUGGCAGUUUUUGUAAUUUGCUUCUUGUAUGUGAGCUAUAAUACUGCGCCCACACUCAUGGUCAACAUGUUUUUGUUUGUUUGUUUGUUUGUUUGUUUGAGGUGUUCUUUUUUUUUUUUUUUUUUUUGGAAGGGGUGUGUCUGAUGGUGUCAUGUGUGAAUGUAGAGAGUGAGUCCUUGCGUGUGUGUGACUGUGGUCCUGUGGUCGUGUAAGUCAGACAUACACAGUGUGUGUUUGUCCACACCAGACGAUUCUGUAUAGCUGCAGGAACCUGUUAUUUUUCCCUUGUUGCAAUGUGAACGCUGAGCUCAGUGUCUUCCUGCCUCGAGACGUGAACAUUUCCAACACACAAAGCAGAUGGCGUGCAGUAGGAGUUUUGCGGUGAAUUUACGGUGGAUGACACUGUAAUGGUCGAAUGCCCUACACUCUCGCACCCUGAUUGAUGAGGUCUAAAAAAAAAAAAAAAAGAAGAAAAACAUGUUGCUUUUUUUAGCAGCAAUGUUUCCUUCCUUGUUUUGUAACGCUGCCAUGAUGAGAGGAAAAUCUGUUCGCAUGACAAUAAGAACAUCUUAAUACAAUACUUAAUGUUGGAGUGACAUAUUGUUUUGUUAAGACAAACGCAUCCCCUUUUCACCUUAUUACAAAAAAAGUUUAAUAUAAAGUAAUUAUUUGUGCAUAUCUUCCAUGUUACAACAAGAAAAACGUCCGGUCCAAAGAGGAGAUAUCAUAGCCAAUAUUGAAGAAAUCAACAAUGUUUCGUUUAAAGGAAUCAUUUGAUUUUUACUUGACUUUCGGGAUGAGAUACCGUUACACAGAUUCUGCUUUGUCUGAGCACAGUUGUGCACACAGAAGCAUAUGUUAAGAGCAGUUUUUAAUCAUGCAGGGCCUCACAGGAGAAGGAAUCAGUCAGACGCCAUACAGGUAGCAUCGUUUCUUUUGAAGGGAUUGUUUGGGAUGCUUAUCAAUAGUCAGUGUACUACCAAGUGAAUGUCGGUCGGCAAGCCCCCAGUUUUGAGAAGCAGGCAGGAGCACCACCACAGACAUAAUGCUGUGGACGUGAGCAGCACCAAAUGUAGUCAAGCCCCCUAAAAAAAUCUAUAUACACAGCUAUAUUGAGAAUAUUUUCAUCACUUUUCCUUGACAGACGUGAACAUUUCCCUUUUUGACAGGGAAAGUUUGACAGUAAUUGAACGCGGUAGCCGCUGUUCUACAGCUGCCUCUUUGUGUGACUCUGGUGAAUCUGGUGAAACAAAAUAUCUGAUCUGAUGACUUUGAAGAGAGCAUAGAUAGAUAGCUUCAGUCUGGUAGCAAGGUAAAGCAGUGAAAAUAUUCUCAGUAGAGAGUAAACUGAUAUUAAGUCACCGAAAUAGGUUCUGCUGCUGCCCCCCGUCCACAGCAGUACAUUGCUUAGCUUCCGUGUCAGUACUCCUGCCUGCUUCUCUCAAACUGGGAGCAUGUUGACCACCAUCUCCUGUAGCCAAUACACUGACUAAAAAUACGUAUCACAUACAGUCCUUCUUUAAAAGAUCCAAACUUUCCCGGCUCUGUUUUAAAGUAAAGGAUUAUUUUUGACCAGAGAAACAUUAACAGGUUCAACUGGACACUAAAACCAUAUUGGAAUAAUAUUGUUUAAAACUGUUUUGAGCAAAUUCAAGGUAUUUUUAAAAUCAAAGGUGUCGGAGUAGAAUUUCCCCCGUGAUGAUUAUGAAAACACACAAUUACUAAAUGCAUCAACAUUUUGUCCAUGUGUUGUGUUGUGCCUCCUUCUCAGACUCUACAAAACAUCAAACUGCUCCGAAAAACUUUUUAACAGAUGAGCGAGAACAAAAACAGUUUUUUAAAACGUCAUGUUAUUUCUUGUUACAGGAACAUAAGGACUUGUGAUACGACAACAAAUGGCUGUGUGUCACAGUGAAAUAUGUCUGACUGCAACAUCAGAGUAUCUUGUUAUAAUUGCAAUAUUUUUUCAUGACAAACUGAGCACUACUUCGGUGACAGUGGCGGUGCUAUGCUGCCUUUUCUCACACAGUGAUGACUCAGAAAUCUCAGUGAGCAGUAGUUCAGCCUUGGCCCCUGUUCCCACCGGGAGCUUGUUUUUUUGUGUGUGUUUCUUUCGGCUAGUGGUGCGAAAUAGGUGCUUGGGGAGGGAUGCGCUGUUGGUGGCUCCUGCUGUUGCUAGGCAACAGCUGAAUACCCGCUUGAAGCCCAGUGCGCUUUUUCUAAAAGUUGUGAUAUUUUUAACUCGCUUGAAUCUCAGUUCUGUCUGGAACACGACGACAGGACCUUUUUUUUUUCAAUCAAAAAGACAAAAGAAGUCUGAGGAAAGGGUCCUGCUGGAGGCUGCGUGACCUUUCUCACUCCCGAAGCCAUAGCGCAGAAAGCUGGUGCCACUGCCUGUUUAUCUACUGUAUACGAAGCACAUACACUUAUAUACCCAUAUCAGUGAAGAAUCGAGGGUGUGUGUGACUGAAGCCUCCACUGUACAGGUGUGGGGAGUUCUCCACCGUACCAUGAGUUUAUAAAUGUCUGCAGAUUGUGAGGUUUGUGUCGAACUUCUCUGUUCUGGUUUCUCAUUUCAGGGCAGUCAUUUGCCACAGGGUGCAAUAUUUGUGUGUUUGAGUGUGUGUGUGUGUGUGUCUGCAGCAUGUACAGUACAUCUGUCGCUCUCAGUGUGUAUUCUUUACAAGCCUGGGGGUGGGGAUAUCAGAGGUGUGUGUGUUGUGUGAGAGAUGGAAGGAGAAGGCUUUAUUUCGGAGGACAUAUCAGUCCCCUGCCUUCAGCCCAGGACUUUUUUUCUUAUGAUUUGAUCUGUUUUUCAUGUAUUAUCAGCUUUUUAUGAUAUUAAGUGCUUGUGCCAGGGGUGGCAGGAUUAAUCCAAUGGACUUUGCAGCACUGAAAACUAUUUUUUUUUUUUGUGGGGGUUUGACUUGCGAUCAGCUCCUCUGUACUUUGCGCGUCCACCAUUGGCUGCCUUCACAUUUGUCUCACCCCUAUUGGUCAGACCAAGAUAUUAAAGAGACCGGGCAGUCGGUUUGGUGAAUAGUCCUCAGGUUUCUAUUUAUUUUGAAUAUUUAUUUAUUUAUUUUAGUGGAUAUUUUUAUUGUGCUUUACUCUCUUGUUUUUUUUCUUUUGGUUUUGUACAGCUCAUGCACUUGUGCAAGUACUGUCUGUUGUUGUUCAAAGGGACACUGCUCCAUGUAAAACAUGACUGUUUUUAAAGGGAUAGUACACCCAAUUUGCAUCCUGCAUGUUUUUUUUUCUGUAACGACCAACAUGGUGUGAAUUUCUUUUUCUGCUGUUUUUCUUCUGAAACUUUAGAUUGAAGUUUUCAGCGCUGUUUUUUUGCAGUUUUAUGGUGUCCGUCGUUUUCUUCCACUUAGCUCACUACCACUUUGCCAGAGUGGGACAUCUGUCACUUUAAAACCCAUCUUACACAGGCUUGUAUUUUGAGUGAACUAUCCCUCCGAAAGCGGCAUCGCCUUUUUUUAAGGUGAUGAUGCUUUUAGUCAAAUGAAGGUUUUUUUCAAGGUGAACCACUGAGUCGUUGUAUUGUACUCGUGUCUCAUCCAGUAACAGUGUUGAUGCCUAGUUGACCCUGUUCUAAUACUUAAAAGGUCAAAGGUUACGUGAAGGCGUUCAUGCGUGAUCGUGCUAACCAGACAUGACUCCCCACCCCCCCUCCAAAAAAAGAAGAGAUAGCAGCAUGUACAGUACAAAGGUGUUGUUCUUCUGUUCUUCUUAUAGUGUGUUUACUAGCCUUGAAAAUCAAUAUAAUAGGAUUCACAUAUUUAAAACGAGGGAGUUCACAGUAUUACACAACUGCAACUAACUAGCAGCGUAGCUGGCAUUUUCUUUGCAUGACAGUCAACGGGACACUUGUUUUUUGGUGUUUUCCUUUUUAUUUGUUUUCUCAUUUUCUACUGAAUGCUGGUAUACUCAACCUUUCUCUGUCUAUUUUCUCAGCUUUUUAAGUGCAUAUAACUAUUUUUGUCUCGAGAUGAUAUAAUGAAGAGGAUUAUGAUAAAUAUGGAUGAUGAUGUUAAAGACUGUGGCACUAUGAGGAUGUUGACAGUGAUAAUGAUGAUGAUGAUGUGAUGAAGAUUAUUUGGCAUGCUUUUCUACGGGGCUCUGUGUUGUCAGUGCAGAACGGCUGCCUUUUGUACGUAGCUGAGAGCACCAAGAGUGACAGGAGCUCCACUGAGCCUGCAUGUCACUUUGAGGAACAGCAAAAGAUGCGAGAAGGUUCAAAGAGUGGAUGAGCUCCAGCAGGGGGCGCGGUCACACAGAGUAAAGCACAAAGGCACACAGACAGAUGGCACGUCGAUGCUUCUAAUGUAGCUGCACAAUAAGUUGACGUUAGUGUCAAAACUAACAGACAGUCCAGUCAGAGACAAUAGCAGUUUGUCACUGUAGAAUCAGACAAAGCUUCCAUUAUGAUUAUUGUUCAGGGCUGCACAAUUAUGACCGUCACAAUGAUCGUCCUGAUUACACUUUGACGUCAUGAUCAUGAUGAUGGUACAGGAUUCUUUUCCUCAGACAUUUGGGGAACUAAAUUAUUAUCCUUUACUCAUCCAUGGAUGGAUUACUGGACAGACCUACUGCGCAGAGGCCCAGGGCUCCAAAGUGUCACCUGCAAAAUGUCAUUCAAACUGACUGUAAACAGAUGUAAAAUGAUUACAAAGAGACACAAAAUGACCUCAAAGAGACAGGAACUACAAAGAGACACAGAAUGACUACAAAGAGACUCAAUAUGAUUACAGAAGACGACAAAACAACCACAUACACAAAAAACUACACAAAGACUUAAACGAAACAACAACAGGGAUGCAAAACAGAGGGAAAAGAACCGCAAAGAGACACAAAAUGAAUACAAAGAGACACAUGACAACUAUAAAGAGAUGCAAAACAGCUGCAAAGAGACACAAGAAGACUGACGCCGACUUUGAAAAGAGGCAAAACCACCACAAAGAGACAUAAAAUGAGUACGGAGAGAUUAAAAGCAACUAUGGAGGGAUUCAAAAUGUCUUCAAAGAGACAGGAAGCAACUACAAAGAGACUUGAUAGCUACAAAGAGACGCAAUAUGGUGAAACAAAAGACGACAAAACAACCACGUAACCAAAAAACUACACAAAGAUGCAAAAUAAACAACAACAGAGACGCAGAACAGGGCAAAAGAGGGAAAACAACCACAAAGAGACACAAAAAGACCCCAAACAGUGCAAAGCAACUACAAAGAAACUCAGAAUUUAUACAAAGAGACACAGGACAACUUUAAAGAUAUGCAAAACAACCACAAAGAGAUACAAGACAUGUAAAGAAACUACAUAGAGAUGCAAAAGGCUG